AUGCGCUCUCCCAUUGCCCUUACCCUCGCCCUGCUGGGUGCUGCUCAGCUCGGAGAGUCUGCCUCAGCUGGCUGUGGCAAGGCUGCUCCCCAGAGCGGUACCAAGUCCAUGCAGGUCAACGGCAAGAACCGUGAAUACAUCCUUCAGGUUCCCCAGAACUACCAGCCCAACAAGCCCCACCGACUUGUCUUUGGCUACCACUGGCGUGAUGGCAACAUGAACAACGUUACCCAGGGCGGCUUCUAUGGUCUUCAGGGUCUCGCUGCCAGCUCUACCCCUACCAUCUUCAUUGCCCCCAACGGUCUUAACGCUGGCUGGGCCAACCAGGGUGGCGAGGACAUCAAGUUCACCGAUCAGAUGCUCGCCUUUGCUAAGGCCAACCUCUGCAUUGAGGAGAAGCAGGUCUUUGCUACUGGAUGGAGUUACGGAGGAUCCAUGAGCCACAGCGUCGCUUGUUCUCGACCCAACGACUUCGCUGCCGUUGCUGUUAUCUCUGGUGCUCAGCUCUCCGGCUGUGACGGUGGCAACACCCCCACUGCCUACCUCGGUAUACACGGUUCUUCCGACAACGUCCUGGGCAUCAACCUUGGUCGCCAGCUGCGCGACAAGUGGAUUGGCACCAACGGCUGCCAGCAGAAGAACGUCGUCGACCCCAACCCUGGUGCUCAGAACCACGUCAAGACCACCUACACCUGCAGCCGCAAGCCCGUUACCUGGGGUGCCCACGGAGGUGGCCACAUCCCCGAUCCCACUGGCACCAACGGCGUCAAGUUCGCCCCUGGUGAGACCUGGAGCUUCUUCAACGCUGCCGUUGGUGGUAGCGCUAAGGCUCGCUGCUAA
Fusarium sp. VM40 is the source of this 840-nucleotide messenger RNA. NCBI's taxonomy places the organism in Eukaryota, Fungi, Ascomycota, Sordariomycetes, Hypocreales, Nectriaceae. The record is from the annotation of a GenBank genome assembly.